This is a messenger RNA of Prorocentrum cordatum, 1077 nucleotides long. Lineage: Eukaryota; Dinophyceae; Prorocentrales; Prorocentraceae. The record is from the annotation of a GenBank genome assembly.
AUGGCGAACUUUGUUUCGUUGUGCCCUGGUCAGGGUCGCAGCCAGGACAAGAGGGAGAAAACCGAGGGAAAGUCGCCGGCCUUGGCGGGCAAGCGGACCCUGGAGGCAGACGGGGACUCCGCCGUCAUCAACGACCCGCUGGUGCCGCCCUCGUUAAAGUACCCGACCAGCAGGAAGGCGCCCGACAGGACCAAGCGCAGCAAGUCCACCCACUUGGACACGGAGAAAGCUUGGUACAUGGCGGGCGCCUGGCACAGCGAGCUUGGACAGCUGCGCUCUAUCAAGCUCGGCGAGAGCACUGCUAACGAGGGGAGGGAGUACUUCAACCGCUUCAUGCAACUCGUGCAGUGGACGGACGAGAAGCACGGGGACCAGAGGAAAACAGUGAAGGAGUACUUGGAGAUCACAAAUUUGGAGGAGUACUUCGAUCAUCUGGGGAAGACUCCCUUGUCCAACAAGGCAGGCCAGGUCAGCGCGGUGUCUAAGGCGUGGCUUGACACCGUGAAGCAGUCCUUGAACUCCCUGGUGGCCUGCUUCGCGGUCCCAGGCAUGGAGGAACAGGCGAAGCUGGUGUACAAGAAGAGGUUCGACACUGCCAGGUCGAAGGCGGGCCAGACGGCGCAGGACCUCGCGGUACCGAAGCACAAGGGCGACAUCUACGUACCUGAUGCCUCGAGGCCAGAGGGCGGGUACUGGGUGAAAAAGCCGCAGGCGACGCUGGAGACAAUGCUCGCGCAUGUGAGCUUGCACGAGGAGAAGGUUCAGCGGCUCGAGUACGACCUCGCCAAGCUUACGCACGGCAACAAGAAGGUGGAGAAGGACAAGGUAGAGGCCGUGAAGCUCGCGCUUGCGAAGCGCAAGCAGCAGCUGCUCGCGGGCUACCUCCUGCUGUGGACGUGCGAGAGGACCAGCGACCUGAGAAAGCUGGUCGUCAACUGGGACACUGCCGCCUACAAGAUGCCUGCGGGGAACUACGUGAUCCUCAUGGACUCUCAGUCUAACAAGACCAAGUGGACCCAGGAUACUGCCAUCGGGAACAAGGGCGACGUUGGCAAGCUGUUCUGCCAGCGGCUUCAG